Molecule: messenger RNA, 570 nt
Organism: Hydractinia symbiolongicarpus
Lineage: Eukaryota; Metazoa; Cnidaria; Hydrozoa; Anthoathecata; Hydractiniidae
Product: tigger transposable element-derived protein 4-like
Exons: 1
Coding region: 1-570 (189 amino acids)
Cellular component (GO): nucleus
Molecular function (GO): DNA binding
Source: RefSeq, a predicted model, not a curated record
AUGGCCGCAGCAAGUGCUACUGGAGAAAAGUUGCCAAUGUUCGUCAUUGGCAAAUCAAAAAAACCUCGCUGCUUUAAUAACAUCAAACAUCUCCCUUGCCAAUACACAUCACAAAAGAAAAGUUGGAUGGAUAGUGAAAUAUUUGAAAACUGGGUCCGGAAACUGGACCAAAAGUUUCGUGUAGACGGGAGAAAAAUCGUUCUUAUAAUCGACAACUGUCCAGCACACCCAUCGAUCUCGAACUUAACAAACAUUCAUCUCGUUUUUUUGCCCCCUAACACAACGUCUGUGUUGCAACCGAUGGACCAAGGUGUCAUACGAAGUCUAAAAGCGCAUUACCGAAGGAGAGUUGUACGUUUGCUGUGCAGUGCUUUGGAGAACAACAAACCUUUGCCAAAGAUUUCAAUUUUAAGCGGAAUGAAGAUACUGGCUGAUUCUUGGGAGGCUGUAACUAAACAAACCAUCAUCAAUUGUUUUAAGAAAUCUGGAAUCUCUUCUACAGGACAACAGGAUGCUAUUGCUGAUUCGGAUGACCCAUUUAAAGAUCUUCAAGAAAGUUUGGAUGAUUAA